AUGUACCUUGCCGUUGGCCGUCGUACGUCACCGGAGGUUUGGGAGUCAAUCGAACAGUCUUUGGCUUACGCAUCUCGUGCCCGGUCACUAAAUCUCAUUGGCCAACUUCAGUCUCUUAGUCAAAGAGAUUCCACGGUUGCCGAUUAUAUUGGUCGUGCACGUGUUAUUAUGGAGGACCUAUCCCUAGUCAGUCGGUCGGUUGGAUUGGACGAGAUGAAUCUUUAUGUGUUUCGGAGUUUACGGUCAGAGUUUCAAAAUCUGACCGCGUCGCUUUCGGUCCACGGACAGCCCGUUACCCUUGGAGAGCUAGCCGAUUUUCUCGGUGCUCAAGAAUUCAUAAGAGGAUCCGUCACUGGCAGUUCGCUGCCCAGCGUGGCGGACAAACUUGCUGAGGUGGUCACGGUGGUCAAGCUCAAGGCGGUGGCCGCCCUAUCUACAUUUGAAGAGUACACGGGUAAUGAUACAUUGCGUGUUGGUGAUGGUAAGGAUACCAACACCAAGGAAGUUCUUCUUCAGGACAAUAGCUCCGGGGGUCUAUAUAGGCUUCCAAUCGCCAAUUCGUCUCCCUCCGCGUUUCUUUCCGCUCGUAUGUCUCCGUCAAUGUGGCAUGAUCGUUUAGGACAUCCACAUCAUCGUGUUUUACUUCGUAUUCUUCAGUCAUGUUCGUCUCACGGCGCCACUGAUGUCGCUCCCAGUAGCGACACUGCCGCAUCGCCUUCGCCGCUACACACCGCCAACGAGCCAGCCAACCUGCUCGAGCACGAGCCGCAUGAACCGUCUGCCCAGCCGGCUAAACGACCUUGUGGCCAACCUCGAGACAAAUCCGUGAAGUCCACAGUUCGGACUCACGAGAUGAGCACUCGGAGUCGGUUUCAGGCUCCACCAUCAGCUUUGACGGUUCAGGUUUGUCCUUCGGAUUCCACUUGUUACACUCAGGCAGUUAAGUAUCCAGAGUGUCGUGAAGCUAUGGAUCAAGAAUUUAAUGCUCUUCUUCAUAAUCAAACAUGGCAUCUUGUACCAUCACAGGCAUGUAUGAAUAGUAUUGGGUGUAAGUGGGUCUUUCAUACAAAACGAAAGGCUGAUGGCUCCAUUGAGAGACAUAAAGCACAACUUGUAGCAAAGGGGUUUAAUCAGGUGCCUGGACAAGAUUCUUUGAUACUUUCAGUCCAGUGGUCAUGCCUACUACUAUCAGUUUAUGUGGAUGAUAUACUUAUGAUGGGGAGUGAUCAGGAUCUAGUUACUCAGCUAGCGUCAAAACUUUCCACUGCAUUUAAAAUUAGAGAUCUUGGUGAACCUGGAUUCUUUCUUGGAAUUGAGACAGUUAAAUGCAAUGAUGGAAUUUUGCUUUCACAAAAGAGAUACAUGAAUGACAUUCUAAAAUGUGCUGGAUUGGCAGAAUGUAAAGAACUAUCUACUCCUAUUUCUACCUCGAAACCCGUGAUCAUUGAUACAGGCUUGUAUGAUGACCCUACACAGCACAAGAGUUUGGCUAGUGCAGUACAGUAUUUAACUAUCACUCGUCCUGAUCUUUCCUUUGUAGUCAAUCAGUUGUGUCAACACAUGCAUGCUCUUACAGUUUCUCACUGGGAACAAUUAAAACGAGUUUUGAGGUACGUUAAAGGAAUUAUUUCUUUUAGUUUACGAGUCAGAAAGUCAUCUUCAAGGGAAAUUCAUGCCUUCUCUGAUUCUAACUGUGCUGGAUGUCCGGAGGACUGA
Ipomoea nil (Japanese morning glory) is the source of this 1716-nucleotide messenger RNA. RefSeq lists its product as uncharacterized. The transcript is spliced from 5 exons. The coding region runs from base 1 to 1716 and encodes 571 amino acids. Lineage: Eukaryota; Viridiplantae; Streptophyta; Magnoliopsida; Solanales; Convolvulaceae. The record is from RefSeq and is a predicted model, not a curated record.